Selaginella moellendorffii is the source of this 1051-nucleotide messenger RNA. RefSeq names its product ER membrane protein complex subunit 2. The record is from RefSeq and is a predicted model, not a curated record. The coding region runs from base 35 to 922 and encodes 295 amino acids. Gene Ontology annotation, biological process: protein folding in endoplasmic reticulum. Lineage: Eukaryota; Viridiplantae; Streptophyta; Lycopodiopsida; Selaginellales; Selaginellaceae. The transcript is spliced from 9 exons. Gene Ontology annotation, cellular component: EMC complex. Gene Ontology annotation, molecular function: protein binding.
GAUCAAAGUUUUAGGGUUCCUAGUGGAAUAGGCGAUGGGAGAAGGGAUCACGGAGGUGGAUCGGCUGGAGGCGCUGGUGGAUGAAGGCGUCGGCGAUGUUGCUCGGUAUCUAGCUCUCAUUCGCAAGCUCAAGCUGCGCAGAUCUAGUAAGGUCGCCAAGCACGGGAUGGAGCUGCUUAGAAAUUCCAGCGCCAGGGCCAAGCUGGGAGCUGACGUCUGGACCGUGUACGAGCAGGUUGCGAUCGCCGCAUUGGACUGUCAAUGCUUGACCGCUGCAAAGGAGUGCAUUGGAGCUUUGCUGAAGAAGUUCCCGGAUAGCACUCGAGUGGGGCGUCUGGAAGGAAUGUGGUUUGAAGCAAGGGGAUCGUGGCAACAAGCCGAGAAAGUCUAUGCUAGCAUUCUAGAGGAGCACCCGACUGAUGCAAGAAUACUUAAGAGAAAGAUAGCGAUGGCAAAAGCUCAAGGAAACCUGAUGGGUGCAGUUGAUGAAAUGAACAAAUACCUUGAACUGUUCAUGGCUGAUCACGAGUGCUGGAAAGAACUCGCAGACGUUUACCUCGCGCUGCAAAUGUACAAACAAGCUGCAUUUUGCUACGAGGAACUCAUCUUGGUACAACCCGCGAAUGCUUUGUUUCACUUGGGGUAUGCCGAGAUUUUGUACACGAUAGGUGGCUUGGAAAACUUGAAAACAGCCAAGAAAUACUACGCAUCGGCGAUUGAGCUAAGCGGAGGCAAAAAUAUGCGAGCUCUCUACGGUGUUUGCCUCUGCGCUGCUGGGAUCAACCAGGCCAAGGGCCGGAACGUUAAAGACGAGAAAGAGAACUCUACCGUGCACACUCUCGCGGCCGACGUGAUCAAAAGGGAAUACAGAUUGAAAGCUCCAAAGAAGGCCAGUUUGGCGGCUUCCAUUUUGGAGGCUUGACGAAGUGCUUAAAACGCGAGCUACCACUGGGAGAGAACAAAUGGGGGUCGCAUCCAUCCAAUGGUAGCGAUUUGUUUGAUAUAUAUCAAAGUAUACUAAUAUAUUCCUUGUCCGGAUUCCAAAGUCUCA